AGAGAGCGCUGGUGGUGGGGCCGGGGCUGGGCAGACGCCGGUGUGGCCGCGCGCGCGGCGGAGGCACCCAGCUGGGUCCCUGGGAGUCCCGAGCCCCGCGCGGGGAUCGCCCACGAUGCCCCGUGGGGACUCGGAGCAGGUGCGCUACUGCGCGCGGCUCUCCUACCUCUGGCUCAAGUUCUCGCUCAUCACUUACUCCACCGUGUUCUGGGUGAUCGGGGCAUUGGUCCUGUCUGUGGGGAUCUAUGCAGAGGUCGAGCGACAGAAAUACAAAACCCUUGAGAGUGCCUUUCUCGCCCCCGCCAUCAUCCUCAUCCUCCUGGGAGUCAUCAUGUUCAUUGUCUCUUUCAUCGGCGUGCUGGCCUCCCUUCGGGACAACCUGUGCCUUCUCCGGUCGUUCAUGUACAUCCUUGGGCUUUGCCUCAUCAUCGAGCUCAUUGGUGGUGUGGUGGCCUUGACCUUCCGGAACCAGACCAUUGACUUUCUGAAUGACAACAUUCGAAGAGGAAUCGUGAACUACUAUGAUGACCUGGACUUCAAGAACAUCAUGGACUUUGUUCAGAAGCAGUUUAAGUGCUGUGGUGGGGAAGACUAUCGAGAUUGGAGCAAGAACCAGUACCACGACUGCAGCGCCCCUGGACCCCUGGCCUGUGGGGUGCCCUACACGUGCUGCUUCAGAAACACGACAGAAGUCGUCAAUACCAUGUGUGGCUACAAAACCAUCGACCAGGAGCGGCUCAGCGUGCAGAACAUCAUCUAUGUGCGGGGCUGCACCAACGCCGUGCUCAUAUGGUUCAUGGACAACUACACCAUCAUGGCUGGCAUCCUGCUGGGCAUCCUCCUGCCCCAGUUCCUAGGGGUGCUGCUGACUCUCCUGUACAUCACGCGAGUGGAGGACAUCAUUGAGGAGUACUCGGUCACCGACGGCCUCCUGGGGCCCCGCGCCAAGGCCGACGUGGAGGCCGCGGGAGCCGGCUGCUGCAUGUGCUACCCCACCUAGGACC
Elephantulus edwardii (Cape elephant shrew) is the source of this 1004-nucleotide messenger RNA. It is a transcript of the gene TSPAN15, whose product is annotated as tetraspanin 15. Bases 116 to 1000 code for a protein of 294 amino acids. The transcript is spliced from 8 exons. NCBI's taxonomy places the organism in Eukaryota, Metazoa, Chordata, Mammalia, Macroscelidea, Macroscelididae. The record is from RefSeq and is a predicted model, not a curated record. Gene Ontology annotation, cellular component: membrane.